Xenopus laevis (African clawed frog) is the source of this 1282-nucleotide messenger RNA. RefSeq lists its product as uncharacterized. NCBI's taxonomy places the organism in Eukaryota, Metazoa, Chordata, Amphibia, Anura, Pipidae. The transcript has 2 exons. The record is from RefSeq and is a predicted model, not a curated record. Bases 1 to 1215 code for a protein of 404 amino acids.
AUGGAGGUAAGAGUUUUAUCUAAGGGGCUCACAUUUGUUCCGACCAACAGGGGACGUAUAUUUGAGACCAUGGUCGACAACUUUAAAUUCACACGUAGGCUCAGACUGAAAGAGCAUUUUGCAGCAUCAGACAAUAAGCAGUCACAGAUGGAAGGGAAUACUGGGCGUAACAAGUUCAAAUUGAAAGGCAAUUUUGAUCCCAUCACUAAUAAUGUUUCUCUCAAAGCCUUUACCAGGGUUAUCAAUGACCAGACACAAAAAGCAACGCAACAGGUCAAGUUUAGAGAUAACUUAUCCAAGGAUGAGAGAAAAGCACUGAAGGAUCUGUGCGAUAAUAAGGACAUUAUUAUUAAGUCUGCUGAUAAAGGCGGAGCAGUAGUUGUGUUGGACUAUGCUUAUUAUCGCCAGGAGAUUUUACAGCAAUUGUCUGAUGCCUCAUGUUAUCAACCAGUAAUGUUUGACCCCACCUCCAAAUUUCAAUUACAGUUAAAAAAACUUCUGGACAUGGCAGUGACGCACGGAUGGAUCCUGGAGGAAACGAGAGACUAUCUUUAUGUGGAACACCCGCACUGGCCUUUGGUCAGCACCGACCCUGACAUGUCGAAACUCGUGAACAAGAAGCUCCGUUUUGGCUUUAAACGCAAUAGAAACUUGAGGGAACUACUGACACCUGCAGACCCGGCUAAGAAGUAUGUACAAUCAACAGGAGGCAUUACGUUAAAACCUGGAGUUUUUAAAUGUAAUAACUGUGUGAUGUGCAACACAUUAAUACUUGGGGAUCAAUUUUUUAAUCCACACAGUGGGAAAGCGUACCACAUAAAACAUAGAUUAACCUGUCGAUCACAAAAUGUGAUAUAUAUCAUAAAAUGCCCGUGUGGCCUGCUUUACUGCGGCAAGACCAUGAGACAACUAAGGGACAGAAUUAGCAUGCAUAGGUCAACGAUACGGGCGGCAUUAGAUACUAACUAUGACAGCAAAAAGGUGAAACAGGACAUAUCCAAACAACCCAUUGCCCAACAUUGGUUUAAAGCGAAUCACCCCAUAUCUACAUUUAAAUGCAUGCCCAUUGAUAUGGUAAAAAGCCCACGGAGGGGUGGUGAUAUUGACCGGAUCUUACUACAAAAGGAAGCAUUCUGGACAUUUGAACUAGGGUGUGUUGCUCCAAAAGGGCUAAAUUCUACCCUCCAAUUAAAUAGUUUUUUGGAUAAGAGAUAGUCUUGAUGUGUAUUUGAAAAAAGAAAAUAGGAAACAAUAUAGCAAUCACUUUGCUCGUUCUAACCUC